Cheilinus undulatus (humphead wrasse) is the source of this 3451-nucleotide messenger RNA. RefSeq names its product v-akt murine thymoma viral oncogene homolog 1 (gene akt1). Lineage: Eukaryota; Metazoa; Chordata; Actinopteri; Labriformes; Labridae. Gene Ontology annotation, molecular function: ATP binding; protein serine/threonine kinase activity. The transcript is spliced from 14 exons. Gene Ontology annotation, biological process: protein phosphorylation. Bases 374 to 1795 code for a protein of 473 amino acids. The record is from RefSeq and is a predicted model, not a curated record.
UGCCACAGAGGCAUUGCAGACAGCGCGUUUGGGAGGUGUAGUGGAAGAAAGGCAAAGAAACGGAGUAAAUGAGAGCACUUUUGUCCAGAUUGUUGAAGGACUUAUCAACUUAAAAUACCGCCGAAACUGCUCACUAGAAUGAGACGGACACAUUGUUGAAUUCCUGUCCAGGUAAAUGUCCGCGUUUCCUUCGCAUGGUUAACUACAAGAGGUCGACAGCUAGACAGGAAUAGGUAACCACCAUUGAGAAGGCGGCUGUAAACCCCAGGACCCCGUCUCCAGGCUUCUGCACAGGGCUGAGUGAAGGACACUUAGGAAACAAAGCUGUGUCUCUCCCUGUGGGAAACCUGGAUCCUCCACCCUGCCCACCAACAUGACCAAUGUGGUGAUUGUCAAGGAGGGAUGGCUGCAUAAAAGAGGAGAAUACAUCAAGACCUGGAGGCCGAGGUAUUUUCUCCUGAAGAGUGAUGGUACAUUCAUCGGCUACAAAGAGCGACCACAAGAUGUUGACCAGCUGGAAACCCCCUUAAAUAACUUCUCUGUCGCACAGUGCCAGCUGAUGAAGACGGAACGGCCUAAGCCCAACACAUUCAUCAUCCGCUGCCUGCAGUGGACCACUGUCAUCGAGCGCACUUUCCACGUGGAGACCCCCGAGGAGAGGGAAGAGUGGACCAAAGCCAUCCAGGCAGUGGCUGAAGGCCUGCAGAAACAGGAGGAGGAGAUGAUGGACUCCUCUCCAGACCCCAUGGACAUGGAGGUCUACCUGACCAAAAUCAGACACAAAGUGACUAUGCACGACUUUGAAUACCUCAAACUCCUGGGAAAAGGCACUUUUGGCAAAGUCAUUCUGGUAAAGGAGAAGGCCACAGGACGCUACUACGCCAUGAAGAUCCUAAAGAAGGAGGUGAUCGUAGCGAAAGAUGAAGUGGCGCACACACUCACAGAGAACAGAGUCCUCCAGAAUUCAAAGCAUCCGUUCUUGACAGGCCUUAAAUACUCCUUCCAGACACAUGACCGCCUGUGCUUCGUCAUGGAGUAUGCAAAUGGUGGCGAGCUUUUCUUCCAUCUAUCUAGGGACCGUGUGUUCUCAGAGGAGAGGGCUCGUUUCUACGGUGCAGAGAUUGUGUCGGCGCUGGACUACCUGCAUGCUGAAAGAAACGUGGUCUAUCGAGAUCUAAAGCUGGAAAACCUCAUGCUGGACAAAGACGGACACAUAAAGAUCACAGACUUUGGCUUGUGUAAAGAGGGGAUCAAAGAUGGCGCCACCAUGAAAACUUUCUGCGGGACACCGGAGUAUCUCGCUCCUGAGGUGCUAGAAGACAAUGACUAUGGACGUGCUGUGGACUGGUGGGGUCUGGGGGUGGUCAUGUAUGAGAUGAUGUGCGGCAGACUGCCUUUCUACAACCAGGACCAUGAGAAGCUGUUCGAGCUCAUCCUUAUGGAGGACAUCCGCUUUCCUCGCACACUCGGCCCUGAGGCACGCUCACUGCUUUCAGGCUUGCUCAAGAAAGACCCAAUGCAGAGGUUAGGUGGUGGGCCUAACGAUGCCAAGGAAAUCAUGCAGCACAAGUUCUUUGCAGGAAUUGAAUGGCAAGAUGUCUAUGAGAAGAAGCUGGUCCCGCCGUUUAAGCCCCAAGUUACCUCGGAGACAGACACACGAUAUUUUGACGAGGAGUUCACAGCACAGACCAUCACCAUUACACCACCCGGACAAGAUGACAGUAUGGAAUCCUUCGAUAGCGAGCGGAGACCCCACUUCCCCCAGUUUUCCUACUCUGCCAGUGGAACGGCCUGAAACGACUCUGACACAUUUCUCUGGCCCCCUUCACCCCACCCGACUGCACUCUCAAAAAGACCAGGGGACCUCAGCCUUGUCCUCUCUGCAAUGUCUGCUGUUGGAUGCUGUUGGUGGAUGUAACAUUUACAGUCUGCAAGUUGUGUUUUAUUCCAGGAAGAAGGAAAUUGAAAACAAAGAUAGCUGUGGUUGUUUGGUGAGGCCUUUGAAGACUGACCACACUGAGUUAACACUACUCUGCAUUUCCUGGUUGUUAUGUCGUAUACUGAGCAGGCAUCCAUACUCCAUAAUGAACAGGAUAAUACAGUAUUUGUUAUACACAGAUGAGGCCACUGAUGUCAAUUCUGAAAAGGGCCAUUUUUGUACUAAAAUACAACUGAAACUGAAUAUCAAUCAUUUCAAAUAGAAAACAGGCAGGCUGUGGACCAAAACCAUUGUGAGCAGUAAGUGUGUUUGUUGAGUGGGUAAUGAAUCUGUUUCUCUUGAAGAUUCCCGAACAAUUCAGAAAACUAGAAUUUAAAGUGAAUGUACCGUAUCAAAUAAAGUCAAUCUUUCUGCAUAUGCAUGUGGCUGAUUCUCCUAAGGACUGAAAUCUUCUGGAGAUAAUUUUUAACACUUUUCUACUUCCCUAAUGCAAAACUGACACCAAUUCAAUCUUUUAUCCUCAUUCUCUACUUUGAUGAGUCUGAUAAAUCAAUUGUGCAAUUGUGAGGAAAGAAUGCAGAGUAGUUAAUCAUUAAGGUAAAGACUCUCCUGCUUCUUUUCUCUGUACUGUUUGCACAUCAGAGUCACUGAGAAACCCCCCGGUUUUCUGGUCAGGAUCAUAAAAUCCUCCCCUCCUCCCCCCAAGUAAGUGCUUAUAGCUCCUGAUGCCUUCCUCUGGAUGCUGCAGACUCCUCCUUGUUUCUCUCUUCUUUCUUAUCGGGUUUUUCCUCCAUGUACAGUUCAGUAUUGGGUGUUUUUUUCCCCACCCAGUGCAUUCACUGCAGCCUCAAUGAGGUCACUUAAACAUGAUUCACUUCUUUAGGAAUACAAACAAAGUAGGCUUCAGGGGAAAAGUCAUCCUUUAUUUGUUACUUUGAGUUAUUUAUACAAGACCAGCAUUGACUAAAAUAAGUUUUACUGUGCCAAUGAUAUGCACUUUGCUGUCCCAAAAUGAUUGUAUUUGGACUUAUUUGUACUUUAAGGUUGGUUAAGACUAAAUUUUUUUGUAAUGUAAAUUCAAAUGUGGAAACAAAAAAGAUUUUUGUUUGAAUGAUAACUCCCCUUUUUACAGACAAUAGAGAUUCUUAAGAACUGAAGCUCUUAUUUGAAAGUGUACUGAGAAGUUUCAAGCGCUUCAGUAUUUUUCUAAUGGCUGAUAAUCAUUUGUCAAAAGUGCAUCAUACGUAAAUGAAUGUAAUGGUUUUUAUGAUAUUGUUUUCACUUCAAUCUUUUUGUUCAGUUUUUGAAUCUGAUUGUUACUUAUUUCCUAUGCACGCUCACCUCUUUGCUGUCAUCUGCUGAAAAUAGGGAAAUUCAUUUUAUACUUUUUAUUUUUUAACUUUUUUGUACCUGCCCUCCCAUAUUCCUGAGACUGAGGACACCAGCUUUAGUAAACAAAUAAUAUAAACUUUGUACACUGUUUUUACUUGUUUCUCUAAAAUUGAUGAAAUA